Molecule: messenger RNA, 366 nt
Organism: Apiotrichum porosum
Lineage: Eukaryota; Fungi; Basidiomycota; Tremellomycetes; Trichosporonales; Trichosporonaceae
Exons: 4
Coding region: 1-366 (121 amino acids)
Biological process (GO): intra-Golgi vesicle-mediated transport
Source: RefSeq, a predicted model, not a curated record
AUGGCUCACACACGCAGCCGUAGCACGACAGACCAGACGCUCGAGCAACAGAACGACGAGGAGCUCUCGGCGCUCCACGGCAAGAUCAAGGCGCUUCGCUCGCUGACAGGACAGGUCACGAUUGACAUUCUGGACGACUCGUCGAGGCAAAAUGACCAGCUUGACCGGACAGGAAACACCUUUACAUCGUUCGCCAACAGCCUGUUCUCGACUUCGCGCCACCACUCGCGCUCGAUGGCGGCCAACUCGACGCUGCGACAGUACCGCACCAUUGCGUACGUUGUCGCCGGCGUCGUGUUCAUCUGGCUCCUCUUCAAGGUCUGGCCGUCGGGCAGUGCCCCGCCUCCCAUCGAGGACGCCCUCUAA